AUGAAAACCGAAUCAAAUGAGAUUUACGGACAGAAAAUGAGCAUGGAAGGAGAUUGGAUGUGUGCUGCAUGCCAACACUUAAAUUUCAAGAAACGGGAUGCCUGCCAACGAUGUAGCUGUCCUAAAUAUGCAACAACAACCGAUGUUUACAUGUAUGGACUAAACAAAACAGAAGUCCUAGCUGGAGACUGGUAUUGCAGUGCCAUGAACUGCGGUACACACAACUACGCAAGCAGAACAAGCUGUUAUAGAUGUGGUGCCUUAAAAAAUAAUUAUUAUGGCAUCGGGACGGGAAUGACAGCAUCAACAGGUUAUGGAUAUGAUGCAAGUGCUUGUCCUGGUUGGAAGAGUGGUGAUUGGAUUUGCAGCAGAUUAGGAUGUGGUAUGCACAACUAUGCCAGUAGAGCAGAAUGUUAUAAAUGCAAGAUGCCUAGGGAUUUUGGAGAUGAACUGAGAGAAAAUGAAUUAUAUUGAGGGACAAGACGACAUUAUGUUUUUAUUGAAGAUUUACUUGGAACUCAUAACCAUCUGUUUAUUUUUUUCCUUCCGCAUUCCGUUUAUUUUCUAUUUUCUUGUUUCUUUAGAUCAGUUUCUCAA
This is a messenger RNA of Solanum lycopersicum (tomato), 597 nucleotides long. RefSeq lists its product as uncharacterized. Gene Ontology annotation, molecular function: mRNA binding. NCBI's taxonomy places the organism in Eukaryota, Viridiplantae, Streptophyta, Magnoliopsida, Solanales, Solanaceae. Gene Ontology annotation, cellular component: cytoplasm. The record is from RefSeq and is a predicted model, not a curated record.